Diplodia corticola is the source of this 1068-nucleotide messenger RNA. RefSeq names its product kow motif domain protein. Gene Ontology annotation, molecular function: structural constituent of ribosome; RNA binding. The record is from RefSeq and is a predicted model, not a curated record. The coding region runs from base 1 to 1068 and encodes 355 amino acids. NCBI's taxonomy places the organism in Eukaryota, Fungi, Ascomycota, Dothideomycetes, Botryosphaeriales, Botryosphaeriaceae. Gene Ontology annotation, cellular component: mitochondrion; ribosome. Gene Ontology annotation, biological process: translation. The transcript has 2 exons.
AUGCAGAAGGCCAUCCAGCGGACGGCAAUGGCCAAGCGCCAAGCCGCCCGCAAGUCGCAGAAGGCGACGGAGAUGGAAAAGGCCUUCGACAGGCGGUCGAACCGGAAAGAGCUCCAGCAGAUCAAGACCGCGACGAACAGGGCCAUUGCCGACGCCAAACUGCGCCGCCGCGAGGAUUGGCUCCGGGGUCCUCUGGCCCCGCGCAGAGAUGUCGGCGAGUGGAGGGAGAAGUUUGCCACCGUCGACACCAGGCGGGCCCAGCUGCCCGACGCCGACCCGUACCUCAAGGACCAGCUCUCGCCCUUCGCCGAAGGCGACCGUGUCGUCAUCCUCAAGGGUCGAGACAAGGGCAAGAUUGGUGAAGUCAAUGAGGUCGACGAGGACAGUCGGACGGUGCGCAUCAAGGACUUGAACCUGGCCGACGUCUACAUUCCCGAGUACAUGCGCCAGAACGAAGGCGACAAGGCACCCAUUCGCACCAUCGAGCUCAAGCUCGCAUUCGACGACGUGCGCUUAGUGUGGGCUCUUCCUGACAAAAAGACGGGCAAGAAACGGGACGUCAUCAUCAGUGAGGUUGUGCGGAAGAGGACGAACACCGACAAGGAUGGCAACAUCAUCUACACCCGCUUCGUUCCUGGCACCGACAUUACUAUUCCCUUCCCCAAGUACGAAACUCCUCCCCCCUCAGACCAGCCUGCGGACACGCUCCGUAUCUUGAGCGAGGAGCAGACCUUUGUCCCCACGUUGCUGCGCCCGCCUAUGCCCCCGUCCGUCAUAGACGAGCUACGUAACAAGUACAGCUACUUCCGUGACAGACACGACCCCGAGUGGGUCAAGAAGAAGCUGGCCGAGGACGAGGCGGAGAAGCAGAAGGACCUGUUGUCGAAGAAGAUGAUCACUCCGCUCAAGGAGAUGCAUGCGAGACAGAGGCGAGAGAAUAGGGCCAAGGGCCGGCAACCGCUGCCCGAGGAGGCAUUGGUCAGGAUUGGCGAGAUGGUUGCCGCGCACAAGGCAGCGAUACAGGCAGCCAAGAAGACAUCCAAGACGGCCGCAACGGUCCAUGCAUGA